AUGACGGAGAUAAUUUCGUGCGCAAGGGACACUCAACUGCACACCUUCCCUGGGUUGGAGGAGUUGUCCAGUAGUGCCCAUGUCCACACGGAUGGCUCCAAUUGCCAGUUCUUCGCGGAUUCGUCGAAGCUGUUAGUCCGGACGAAUAAAAACUGGGGCAUAGAGCUGCUGCGCAUCAAGAGCAACGAUCAGCCGGUGGGCGGUCGCACAUUGGCGACCGUUAAGAAAAUUGCGAUCGAGAACCUGUACUGCGUUGCGUGCCCGAGAACGUCGGGUAAGGACGAGAUAGCGAUCGGGUUGACUUGCGGCAUGGUGCGCUUCAUGAGCUACAAGAAGGCAAAUUUUUCGAAACGCUUCGAUGCCGACCGCAUCGCGAUCGGUGUCACGUUUAUGGAUUUCAACACCACCGACGACUUCCUGGCGGUGGUCUACGAGAACGGACAGGUGAAUCUGUACGGCAUGAAGACCAGCACGAAGCUGCAAAAGCUAGCGUUCGACAAGCAUACGGUCAAAGCACGGUUCCAUCCAACGAAACGAUGCCACUUGGCGGUCGCUUCGUACAAGGGAGGGGUAGUGCUGUACGAUUCGCAGUCCAAAAAAACGGUAUACUCGCAGCCAACCGCGCACCAGUCACCGUGCCGUGAUUUGGCGAUGGUCGAAAGCUUUCCGGACUAUCUGUUUUCCGUCGGCUACGACAGUGUGAUCAACAUCUUCGACGUGCGUCGGAACGAGCGGGCUUUGCAAAUCCUGUCCAACUACCCCUUCGAGUCGCUGGCGAUCGCCGACGGUGGGCAACAGUUUGCGGUGGGCAACCUAAAGGGCUACGUUUACGGAUACGAUAUGCGCUCGCUAAAAGAGCCGUUGAAUAUGCGAAAAGUGCAUCAAACCAACGUAAACAGUUUGGCGUUCGUGCCCCUCCCGAAGGAGGGUGCGAGCAGACGCAGCAUGAUCGAGCUGGAGAUGUCCAGGAAGCCUGUCAAGGGCUCGGCGCGGGUCAGUGAAGGAGGCGCGGCAAUCGAGGACACGGAACCGAGAGCAGGUCGCAGAUCAAUGGAUCAGCACGACAGUUUCAUGGGCGAGAUGGAUUUGUUUCUGCAGCGACGCGAUAUUCCGCUCGAUUGUAUGUCGCGCCUGAGUACCUCCUCGCGCCUUAGCAUGGAAUCGCGCUCCAGCAUGCAAAUGGCCGGCAACAAUCUGAUGGGACUGCUGGAGGAUCUUUCCGAUUGCCACCUGGAGUUGAAUGCUUCCCAACAGGCCACCGAAGACGCUACAGAGACUUCGCAUGAAGCGGCAGCACCCACCAUCAACGAUAGCUUCGUGAAUAAGAAACGAUUGCAGAAAAGGGCGAAGGUAGAUUGUAGCCGGUUGGAUGGAAGCGUUGAACAGCGGCUCCACCGGCCAGCGGGAGGUGUGAGGUCGGGUGACAAUUUGGAAUACAUUCGCGAAGAAGGUUCCGAGGUGGCGGAAAGUGACAGUGAAGUAGCCGCGACAAACAGCACCUGUAGCAACAGUAGCAGUAGCCAUAGAGACAGCCAUGCGAAUCGGGUAUUAGCCGAAAGCCAGCAUGGCAACACUGCUCCCGGAGCGGGCGAGAUGCGAAAGAGUGGCCCGCAAUCGAAUGUCGUUCAUGAUAAAGAAAAUCAGACGCGUGUGUCGGUGGGGAGUGUCCGGCAGGAACUAUCCGGUACUUCCGUAUCCGCAGCCACUAAUCCUCAGGAAACAUCAGUUCCGAAUGAAUGUGCACGAUCUGUGGAAACACACCUAUCGCAGCAUCGAGAGAUCGCUGGCCAGAUUGAGGAAUUACGGAGCUCCAUCAUGGAGCAGUUUCAGGAAAGCCACCUUCAGCAGCUCGACGCAGAGCAGGCUCUGCGCAGCCACUUGUGGAUGGGAAUGUUUAAUUUGUGGCGUGAAACUCAAGCCAAGCUGGAAUCGCUGGAACAGACCGUUAACACUGGGUUGGGAUUACUGUUGGCGAAGGACGAAUUUACGCAGCAAUUCAUCGCAACAAGAUCGGAAAACAAAACUCUAAAGGACCGGGUACAGGAGCUGGAAGCAAAGUUACAUGCAAAAGUUUCGAUGAAACGAUAA
Molecule: messenger RNA, 2088 nt
Organism: Anopheles cruzii
Lineage: Eukaryota; Metazoa; Arthropoda; Insecta; Diptera; Culicidae
Gene: Grip71
Exons: 2
Coding region: 1-2088 (695 amino acids)
Biological process (GO): mitotic cell cycle; microtubule nucleation
Cellular component (GO): ciliary basal body; centriole; pericentriolar material
Molecular function (GO): gamma-tubulin binding
Source: RefSeq, a predicted model, not a curated record